CGUAAAUAAUUAAAUUAUUCGCAUUAAUCCAUUAAAUAUAUCAAUCCAGUGCCCAUGGUAGAUCCCAUUCCAUAGCAGUUUUUUCACGGUGAGAUACUGCAAGCGAUAAGAAAUUCCCUCGGAGAGUUAGGGGUUUGUUUUUGAUAUAAUCCGACGCGAAGUUUGACUGCAAAAUUUCCCACCUGAACAAGUUUCCAUCGGGCCCUGCAGGGAUUCAAACAUUGAAAGUGAAUAAAUUCAUCAAAUAUUUUCCUGGAUUCGAAGAAUUUCCGAUUUCCAAUAAUCAAAUGACCAAUAUGGGAAUUGAAAAAUCGCCAGAGGAGAAAAAUAUCUCGAAGAUGGAAAUCAAAGACUCAAAAUGGAGGUGGGUUUUAAUGGCGGUGUACAUCUUCUACUGUGGAAUAAGUGCAUUUCAGUGGGUGGAGUAUUCCAUUGUCGCAAACAUUAUAGUAAGGUAUUACAAUGUGACAGUGGAGAAGGUAGAUUAUACUGCGAUGGCAUACAUGCUCUUCCCUAUACCUUUAGUAAUUCCGGGCUCUCACCUAGCUGAAUGCAUCGGUUUGAGGUGGACCAACAUUGUUGGCAGCGGUCUAAUCUGCCUCGGUUCGUGCAUUAAAGUGUUCUCGGUACAUUCCGAUCGAUUCCUGGUGACACUCAUUGGCCAAUCGUUUUUAGCUACUAGUCAGGUUGUAAUUCUGACUAUUCCCGGACGCCUCGGCGCGCUGUGGUUUCCACUGAGACAGAUAUCCACAGCUACAUCGUUGGCUGUGUUUGGAGCCCAACUUGGUAUUGCUUCGGGAUUUUUCUUGACCCCAUUAUGUAUUAGGAAUCAUGAAAAUGUUGAGAAUAUUGGGGAAGAUCUCUCGCGGUUAUUCUGGGUAAUGGCUGCUCUCUCCACUGUAGCUUUUCUACUUGUUCUUAUCUUAUUCAAAGAUGAGCCGAAGUAUCCACCGAGUGAAACACGCGCACUCCAGAAGCAGAAACGCGAAGAGGCAGAAAUGACACUGAAAGAACCAAUUAAAAGGCUAAUGAAGAAUCAAAGUUACCUAAUACUGUGUAAUUCAUACGGAUUGGGAAUUGGGGUGUUAAAUGCUCUCAGCACUAUGUUGAAUCAAAUAGUGUUGGCCCACUUCGAGGAUGGUCAAGAAUUCGCUGGUAGAUUGGGGCUCGGUAUUAUUGUAAUGGGAAUGUUCGGCUCUGUUGCAUUUGGCGUUAUUCUCGAUAAAACACAAAAGUUCAAGGCAACAACGGUGACAGUUUAUUUUUUGACUUUAUGCGGACAGGUAUUUUUUGCUCUUUCAAUGUGGCUUGAGAGUAUUCCAUUAGCCUACGUAGCAGCCUGUUUCUUGGGCUUCUUCAUCUCAGGCUAUCUAGCUCUGGGUUAUGAAAUGUGCGCCGAGUACACCUACCCCGAGUCCGAGUCACUGGCCACUGGAAUUUUAAACAUAGGAAACAAUUUAUACGGAAUAAUUCUGGUCCUGAUUUGCAGCAGACUCAAGGAAUAUCACGGCGAUAUUGCUGUACACAUUUGUCUGUGUUCAUCCCUUCUAGUCGGCUUCAUCAUGACAGUCUUCACCAAGGAUGAACAGAGACGUCAGGAUGCCAGAAGAAACAACCUGUACACCGGUGUGGCCCACUAAUGAU
Messenger RNA from Diachasma alloeum, 1644 nucleotides. RefSeq names its product feline leukemia virus subgroup C receptor-related protein 2. Gene Ontology annotation, biological process: transmembrane transport; heme export. The transcript has 7 exons. Lineage: Eukaryota; Metazoa; Arthropoda; Insecta; Hymenoptera; Braconidae. Bases 288 to 1640 code for a protein of 450 amino acids. Gene Ontology annotation, cellular component: membrane. Gene Ontology annotation, molecular function: heme transmembrane transporter activity; heme binding. The record is from RefSeq and is a predicted model, not a curated record.